CAGGCAGGCAGGCAGGCAGGCCGUUCAACCUGGCCUUUCUGUCAAUGAACUUGCGGAGGCCAGGGGAAGAGGAUGGGCGGACUGAGUCAUUCACACUGAAAUAGAAAUCAGUGAGCGCUCUCUCUCUAUCUCUCUCUGUGUGUUUGUGUGUAGCUCGUAUUCUGGGAGAGGUCCUCCCGGCCGUGUUCCGCUUUAGAACUCUGACCCGGCUUUGCAAACAUUGCAAAGAAGGACGGCUCUCUUGUUGACGGGGUUCAUCCCGAACCGUUCCUCCGGCUGGGAUCAGGGGAAGAAGAGAAACUCUACGGAGAAAACUGUCCAGAAGAGCAGCGGUAACAUGGAGCCUUUAGAAGACCUGGUGCAAGACCCCAGGUUCCCGCCCGAGCUCAUCCACGUGCUGAUUUACAAUUUCAGCAUCCCGGCCGCCUGCUUCUCUCUGCCACCCCGAGCAUUGCAAAUGCUGCAGCAGCUGAGUUUUGUGGAGCUUGCGCUCCUCGGCAUGGCGACCUUCCUCACGCUGGUGUCCAUCCUCAUCUUCGUGGAAGAAGCCCUGUAUUUAUCUGCGAAGGUCCGGUGUUUUGUCAAGAUGAGAACUCUCAUCUGGAGCAGCUCAGGGCCCACUGUCGUUUCGAUAUUCUGCCUUGUGGGGCUCUGGGUCCCCCGUGCGAUGUCGGUGGUGGAAACAGCCAUUGGCGCGUAUUUUGCUACCUGCUUCUACCUGCUGACGCUGGUCAUGGUGGAAGGCAUGGGGGGGAAGGCCGCGGUCCUCAAGGCCCUGAAGGACACCCCCGUCAGGAUCAGCACCGGGCCGUGCUGCUGUUGCUGCCCUUGUUGCCCUCACAUCGCCAUGAGCAAGAAGAAACUGAACAUUUUGAUCCUGGGCACUUUCCAGUAUGCUUUCUUCAAGGGGGCCUGUGCAUUUCUGGGACUUGUUUUGACCACAGAAGACCUGUAUGACACGGCCCAGAUUUCGGCCACGAGCGUGGCCCUUUGGAUAAACACUUGCCUGGGUGUCUCCACGCUCCUCGGCUUGUGGGCGCUGGCGAUCCUGUUCCGCUCCGUCAGAAUGCACCUGGCCGAACAGAACAUGGGAUCCAAGUUUGCUUGCUUCCAGGUUCUCCUCAUCCUGACGGCGCUCCAGCCCUCCAUCUUCAGUAUCUUGGCCAACGGGGGCCAGAUCGCUUGCUCCCCGCCGCUCACCUCCAGAGCCCGGUCCCAACAGAUGCACGCUCAGCUGCUCAUCACAGAGACCUUCAUUUUGGCCGUCCUGACCAGGAUGUACUACAGAAAGCCAGACAACCAGGCGGGCUGCUGUCCAUCAGGGUCUCCGGCCAGCAAAACAGAGAUCAGUCCCUGAGCGCAAGGGAACCGAUGGACGGAGGUGGUCGGCUGCGCCCGCAAACGUGCGUCGUCUUUCUGCAAGGCCAAACCAGAAAGGAGGACCAGCCUUCCCAAGAAGCAGAUGGCGGUCAUGAGGAAAGGGAAGCGGAGGAUGACCGUCACCAGCAAGCACGUUACACGGACACGCUCUGUGACCCACGUCUUCGCAAGAGGCCUGGAAGGCAAGAUAUCUGCGUUAUGGUUCAAGAGGCCCAAGGAAAUAAAAUAAACCGACCUACGUCUGUA
Messenger RNA from Pogona vitticeps (central bearded dragon), 1626 nucleotides. NCBI's taxonomy places the organism in Eukaryota, Metazoa, Chordata, Lepidosauria, Squamata, Agamidae. The record is from RefSeq and is a predicted model, not a curated record.